This is a messenger RNA of Enterobius vermicularis (human pinworm), 450 nucleotides long. The record is from the annotation of a GenBank genome assembly. Lineage: Eukaryota; Metazoa; Nematoda; Chromadorea; Rhabditida; Oxyuridae.
AUGCUGAUGCAUUCAAGUGACAACAACGUUUUUCAGAGAAUUCCAGUGAUCCUGUUAUGGACAAGGUACUCCUCAGACGCUGAUGCAAUUGUUUUUCAUAUUCGAGACUUAAAUACAUCAGAUCUGCCAUUACGCAGGUCACCUAAACAAUUUUACGUAUUUCUUUUGUUGGAAUCUCCUCAUUAUACAGGUAAAUCGUUGUGGGAAAAAAUUAAUGGCACAACAAAAUAUAAAAUUCCUGAUGAUUACUUCAACUUGACAGUGACAUACAGGAAAGAUGGAGAUAUUUUUGCUGGUUAUGGCAGCUUACAAAAAGUUGAACGAAGUGGCGGAGCGGGCAUUAGUUUUGAUUAUAAAAAGAUCGCUAGAAGCAUUUUUGAACGUCCUAAAUUUGCACUGCAACUUGUAUCCAACUGUCAGACUUUGUCUGGCAGAGAGCAGUACUCUGAA